AUGCACAAGCCUGCAUCAGUGCGUGGCCUCAUGCGACACUCUUUCGAUUUUACAAGCCUGGUUUGCCAUCUGAUACGUCCGACACGAAUCUUUCAACGUUCUGGAAACCCACGAAUUGGCUUUAUUAUCCUUCUUUUUUCAACCAGAAUAGCGGCCCUAUCGACCAUGAUGGAAAUUCCUAGCGUAGCUGGAUUGAUGAUCGCGAACAAUCCUGAGCCAUUAAAUCAAAGAACUAGUCUAGGGAAACAAACAGAUGUCAGAAUGUCUGGCAAGGACUGUCUUAAUUGCAUAGAGAGGCCAUUGCCAAUAUACACUAUUGGUGAAAUGUAUAGCAGACACAGAAGAAGGAGAAGAGUUUUUGAAGAAGCCUUUCCAAAUAAUCGAAGAGGUUUUACUAAUGAAAGUUUGUUUCAUGGUUGGCAGCAAAGUCUUUCUAGUUUAAAAUCACCCGAGAGCCCGCUUCCACAUUGGGGAGCAGAAGAAAUAAUGGAGCCAAAGGUUGAAAUUCAGCAGGAAAUAAAUUAUCAGCCAUCUUUAUUGACAUGGAAGCCAGGUUAUAUCAACAUUAGCUUAGAUAACGGGGCUGAUAGUCAGAACGCUACCAAAAUACUUACCAGAUUAGCUCUCUUUGGGCCAAGUCUUUCCUUUAUCUUCUGGAGUUUGGAUGGUGCAGCAUCAGUUGUAACCAUCAGUGGUAACAUCCUUGUACUGACAGCCUUCUUUCUGGAGCGCACGAUACGCACAGCAACCAAUUACUUUAUCGCCUCGCUGGCCGUGACUGACCUAUUAAUCGGCAUCUUCUCAAUGAACUUCUUUACUCUUUAUUUGCUUCUUGGAUAUUGGCCCUUGGGAAGUCUAUUCUGCAAGCUCUGGCUAUCGCUUGAUUACACCGCCUGCUUGACCUCUCAAUAUACUGUGCUUUUCAUCACGGCAGAUCGCUUUCUCUCGGUUAAGAUACCUGCCAAAUAUCGGAAUUGGCGAACUGACAGAAAGGUUAUUGUGAUGAUAGCGAUCACUUGGGCUGUGCCGGCUAGUAUCUUUUAUACAAUCAUAAUGGGUUGGGAGACCUUUAACCCAGACUUU
Messenger RNA from Protopolystoma xenopodis, 1083 nucleotides. NCBI's taxonomy places the organism in Eukaryota, Metazoa, Platyhelminthes, Monogenea, Polystomatidea, Polystomatidae. The record is from the annotation of a GenBank genome assembly.